Sesamum indicum (sesame) is the source of this 2868-nucleotide messenger RNA. Its product is annotated as catalytics. Gene Ontology annotation, cellular component: chloroplast. NCBI's taxonomy places the organism in Eukaryota, Viridiplantae, Streptophyta, Magnoliopsida, Lamiales, Pedaliaceae. Gene Ontology annotation, biological process: carbohydrate metabolic process. The record is from RefSeq and is a predicted model, not a curated record.
CUAGUACUGAUUCAUCCGGCAACAGGAUUAACCGUCCAAAUUCUUGCCACGCGGCAUAACGCGCAGGUCACCACUACCAAGCGUCAAACUCUCUCUCUCGGCUACGCCCGACACAACACUAAUGUCCACCAACACUAUAAAUUCUUAGUUUCGUGGAGCUUUUUGUUCUCCAUCGUAAUAUGCUGAGAAGACUGUUCCUUUCUUCCUCCUCGGGACGCCGCUUAAUUUCUCAGCACACCCCAUCUUACAAAUCGGCGACAAAAUUAAAUAACUCGGAGUCUUUUUCAUUUUCUUGGCCAUUGUCGAUCGUUUUCUACCGGCCCAUUAACUUAUCUAGAGUCUUCGCCAUGGCUGAUGAACGCUCCUCCAAAACGGCCUCGUCGGAAGCCCACAAGCACACUAACCGCCUUGCCGCGGAGCAUAGUCCUUACCUUCUUCAACACGCCCAUAAUCCUGUUGAUUGGUAUCCCUGGGGUGAGGAGGCGUUUGCUGAAGCUCGUAAAAGAGAUGUGCCUAUCUUCCUGUCAAUUGGUUACAGCACUUGUCAUUGGUGUCAUGUAAUGGAAGUGGAAUCUUUCGAGGAUGAAGAGGUGGCGAAACUGCUAAAUGAUUGGUUUGUCAGUAUCAAGGUAGAUAGAGAAGAAAGGCCAGACGUAGAUAAGGUAUACAUGACAUAUGUCCAAGCGUUAUAUGGUGGUGGUGGUUGGCCUCUAAGUGUCUUCCUUUCACCUGAUCUAAAGCCCCUGAUGGGAGGGACCUACUUUCCCCCAGAUGAUAAACAUGGCCGGCCUGGCUUUAAAACUGUACUUAGGAAGGUGAAAGAAGCUUGGGACACUAAUAAGGAUGCAUUGGUCCAGAGUGGGGCAUUUGCUAUAGAACAGCUUUCGGAGGCAUUAUCUGCUACUGCGAAAUCAACGAAGAUCCCCGAAGCGCUUCCAGAAAAGGCAGUGCAAAAAUGUGCUGAACAGCUCUCAGACAGUUAUGAUUCGAACUAUGGUGGAUUUGGUUCGGCCCCAAAAUUUCCAAGACCAGUUGAAAUCCAGCUGAUGCUUUAUCAUUCAAAGAAGUUAAAGGAGAAUAGAAUGCCAGGUGAAGCAAAGGAAGACCUAAGUAUGGUGGUGCUGACCUUGCAGUGCAUGGCAAGAGGUGGUAUCCAUGAUCAUGUUGGAGGUGGUUUUCACAGAUACAGCGUGGAUGAAUGCUGGCAUGUACCACAUUUUGAGAAAAUGUUAUACGAUCAGGGGCAGCUUGCUAAUGUUUACCUGGAUGUUUUUUCUAUCACAAAAGACGUGACCUAUUCCAGUGUAUCUCGGGACAUUCUUGAUUAUUUGAGGAGAGAUAUGAUUGGCCCAAAUGGUGAGAUAUUUUCAGCUGAGGAUGCUGAUAGUGCAGAAUUUGAAGGUGCCUCAAGGAAAAAGGAGGGGGCCUUCUACAUUUGGAACAGCCAAGAGGUUGAAGACAUACUUGGAGAGCAUGCUCCUCUCUUUAAAGAGCACUAUUAUGUUAAAUCGUCCGGAAACUGUGAUCUCUCAAGGAUGAGUGAUCCCCACAAUGAGUUCAAGGGUAAGAAUGUGCUUAUAGAGAGAAAUAGUACUUCUGAGAUGGCUUCGAAAUUUGGAAUGUCCAUGGAGGAGUAUCUGAAGAUUUUGGGGAUUUGUCGAAAGAAGCUUUUUGAUGUGAGAUCAAAGCGCCCAAGGCCACAUUUGGAUGAUAAGGUUAUUGUAUCAUGGAAUGGGCUUGCAAUUUCCUCAUUUGCAAGAGCAUCUAAAAUUCUGAAGGGUGAGCCCGAAGGGACAGAUUUCUACUUCCCUGUUGUUGGCACUGAUCCAAAAGAGUACAUGGAGGUUGCAGAAAGGGCAGCAGCAUUCAUAAAGAAACAUCUUUACAAUCAGCAGACACGAAAACUUCAGCACAGCUUUAGGAAUGGCCCUGCUGCAGCACCUGGUUUCUUAGAUGAUUAUGCAUUCCUCAUAUCUGGUCUUCUGGAUCUGUAUGAAUUUGGUGGUUCGAUAUGUUGGCUGGCUUGGGCUAUUGAACUACAGAAUACACAGGAUGAGCUGUUUCUUGACAAAGAAGGUGGAGGAUAUUUCAAUACUCCUGGGGAGGAUCCUUCAGUUCUCCUCCGAGUGAAAGAAGACCACGACGGAGCAGAACCUUCUGGAAACUCUGUUUCAGUGAUUAAUUUAGUGAGGUUGGCUUCCUUGGUUACUUCAGGUUUUGAUCGGUAUAGGCGUAAUGGCGAACGUCUACUGGCUGUGUUUGAGAAGAGGCUGAAAGACACAGUAAUGGCUGUGCCUCUGAUGUGCUGCGCUGCAGAUAUGUUUGCCAUCCCAUCAAGAAAGCAAGUUGUCAUAGUUGGACCGAAGUCUUCUCCAGAAUACGAAGGCAUGUUAGCUGCCGCUCAUGCAUCACACAAUCCUAACAGAACAGUGAUUCACAUAGACCCUACUGAUAUACAAGAAAUGAGAUUCUGGGAGGAAAACAAUGACAAGAUUGCCCUCAUGGCCAAGAACAAUUUCACUUCUGACAAGAUGGUCGCUCUCGUUUGCCAGGAUUUCACAUGCAAUCCUCCAGUAUACGACCCGAGUUCUCUCGAGUUGCUGCUGUCAAAAUGACCAACUAGCUGAAGUAAAUACGCUAAAGAGUAGAAUAAGUUGUGGGUAGAUCUUUGAUAUGACAGCACGCUCCCAAAAUGCAAUAAGUGUAGCUUUGAUGCAACAGUUGUUUUAUAUCUUGUUAAGGCUACUGGGUUAGAAAGUAUGUGGUGAUGUAUAGUUGAGAAGGGAACCAAACUUGUUCAAUUUUGAGCUCUACUUUCAGAGUCUCUUAUACCAAAACACAGGCACAGGCCCAGGCCGAUUUAACGAG